Messenger RNA from Dioscorea cayenensis subsp. rotundata (Guinea yam), 2858 nucleotides. Its product is annotated as autophagy-related protein 18f-like. The record is from RefSeq and is a predicted model, not a curated record. Gene Ontology annotation, cellular component: cytoplasm. Gene Ontology annotation, biological process: autophagy; response to starvation. The transcript has 6 exons. NCBI's taxonomy places the organism in Eukaryota, Viridiplantae, Streptophyta, Magnoliopsida, Dioscoreales, Dioscoreaceae. Gene Ontology annotation, molecular function: protein binding. Bases 271 to 2580 code for a protein of 769 amino acids.
AGCUAUUUGAGGUUCGUAUCUUCGGGUGCAUCUACUGUUGCUUCCACUGUUCGAUCGGCGGGGGCUUCAGUAGCUUCUUCGAUUGUUGGCGAUGGUAAUGAUUCCAGACGUGAUCAGGUGCACUGGGCUGGAUUUGACAAGCUAGAAUAUGAAGGUGUCCUUCGGGAAGUCCUUUUGUUGGGUUAUCGAUCUGGCUUCCAGGUCUGGGAUGUUGAAGAGGCUGAUGAUGUGCGGCAACUAGUAUCCAAGUAUGAGGGAUUUGUUUCUUUCAUGCAAAUGCUAAAAAAUCCAGCCCCAUCAAGGAGGUGUGGAGAUAAGUUUUUAGAUUCGCGUCCUUUGGUAGCUGUUGUUGGAGAUGGCUCUUUUUCUGGAAGUUGUAACAGUAUUGAUGCCUUGGGAUCUCCAUGUAAUGGAAGUAUGGACAGUCACCUGGAGCUUGGGAAUGAGAACUUAGGUCAGACAUUUGUUUGUUUUUAUUCUUUUAGGACCCAUGAGUAUGCACAUCUCCUGAAGUUUCAGUCAGCAAUUUAUACUAUAAGGUGUAGCCCUCUGAUUGUAGCUGUUUCUCUGGCUUCCCAGAUAUACUGUUUUCAUUCUGCAACUUUGGAGAGAGAAUAUAUUGUAUGCACCCAUCCUAUAGUUUCAAGUAUCAGCUAUGGGCCACUUGCUUUGGGCUCAAGAUGGUUGGCUUACUGUGGAGAUCCAGUUGCUGUUUCAAGCAUUGUUCGUGCCAUCCCACAUCAGAUGACUCUUGUUACAGGUUUGCCAACAUCUCUGCCAAAUGGGAACCAGAUGGCCAACUUUGCCAAAGAAUCAACAAGACAACUUGCUGCUGGUAUAAUGACGCUUGGGGAUAAGGGAUAUAAGAAACUCUCCAAGUAUUACACUGAGCUUCUGCCUGAUGGAAAUAUUUCUUUGAAGCAUGGAAAUUCAGCUUUGAAAACAAAUGGUCUGAUUAAUAGGCAAUUACCUGCAGGAGAAAAUAUUGGAACGGUUAUAGUUCGUGAUGUGGUAUCUAAGUCUGUGAUAGUGCAGUUUAGAGCACAUGAAAGUCCUAUUUCUGCAUUGUGCUUUGAUCCUACAGGGACUUUGUUAGUGACAGCUUCCAUUCGUGGUCACAACAUCAAUGUUUUUCAUAUAAUAGUCCCAUGUCCAAGUGGACGUUCAUUUGGAUCUGAUCCAGUAGGGACUUGCACGCAUCUGUACAGGUUGCAACGUGGCAUCACAAAUGCGAUUAUUCAAUGCAUCAGUUUCAGCAAUGAUAAUAAGUGGAUAAUGGUCAACUCUUCAAGAGGAACAGGUCAUUUGUUUGCAAUACCUCAUUAUGCAAAUCUCCACUUAAAUGAUAUGAAGGAUACUGCUAACAGCUAUAGAUCGGACCUGAUAUAUAAGGUGUCAGUGGAUUGCCCAAAUAGCUCAUGCUCGUCAAGAGUUGAUCAACAAGGCCUUCGUCCUUCUGGAUUCCCAGUAACAUUGUCAGCUGUGAGUAGACUAAGGAAUGGAGUUAAUGAUUGGAAAAAUGCAGUUACUGGAGCUGCUGCAGCAGCUACUGGGAGGGUUGCUCCUCUUUCUGGGCCAAUGGCUUCAAUCUUCCACAAUCGCAAGAGCUUUGGCCACUACACACAUAUCAAUGAAUUGAAAACAGAGUACUAUUUACUUGUUUUCUCUCCAGUUGGAUCUAUCAUACAGUAUGCCUUGCAUGAGUUGAGCAGGGAGGAUUCCGGCCUUGAUUUGUCUGGAAUAAGUACAGCUUCUCUUGUGUCAGUGCAAGAAAGCAACAAAAAGUUUGUUGUUGAAGCAUCCCUGAAAUGGGAUAUUUGCCAUGCACGAAACGGAAGAAAUGAGGGAGAUGAUUUUUAUGCUUAUUGUGAGCAAGUUAAUGGAAAAAACACUUGUCCUUUUCAGACAGGGCUCGGAAAAGGAACUAGCCCUGCUGGUAGUUUUCCAGAUAUGAAAGCAAAGCUUGGUACUGAGAGAAAUCAUCGCUCAUAUAUUUCUGAGGCUGAGUUUUUGACACAUUCAGCUUCUCAACCAUUAUGGGCGAAGUCUGAGCCUAAGGUAUGUUUUGAAGUUAUGAUCGAUGAAAACUUAAGCCCGGAUGGUGAUUCAUGUGAUGGAAUUAAGAUAGAGAAGAUCUCAACACACAGGAUUGAAUUCAGGUCGAAAGUUCUUGUGCCGUUCUUCCAUGGUCACCAAAUGCCACAAUUUCCACAAUCAAGGUCCCAUGCUUCGGAUAAUGAUACAAGUGCAUCACUGCUAAGCAAUGAGUCGUCCUUAUCAGAAGAAAUGAAGCCUUCUCUUAGAAGCUUUUAUAGUUCUUUGAAUUGGGUGCAAGAAACUGCUGCUGUGACUGAGCUUCCUGGGGGAUUCCAACAGAAUUGUGUUGGUAAUUUUCAACUUCCAGCUGAAACCAAUGAGAACAAUGUAAAUAACACCAUUCAUCAGCUCGAGUACUCAAAUAAUCAUGAAGGCAUGAAGCAGGAGGCCAAAACCGAGGCCGUGCUCCAGAGAACAAACACAAUGGAUAGUGUUACGAUGGAGUUUCAUUUUGACAAUUACAAUGAUAACGAGAUUGAUUAACCUCAACCAGCAUUGUUUACAUUCAUGUAUAUAUAUAUAUAUAUAUAAAGUGGUGGAAUUGACUUCAAAGGGAGGAGUCAUGCCACCAAUAAAAUCUCCAUUAAUUUGUAAAUAAUGAUUGUUUUAGUGUUGAAUUAUUGUUUCAAGGCUUUGAGGUUGCCACAUCAGCAUUAUCCACUUCCAUUCAGCCAUUCUCGUCCUCAGUUAACUCCCAACCAUGAGAUAUGUGGCUCUCGCUUGCACCACGCCAGUGAAUGGGGGAAGCAGAGCCCAAAGGC